Osmerus eperlanus (European smelt) is the source of this 3322-nucleotide messenger RNA. RefSeq names its product L3MBTL histone methyl-lysine binding protein 2 (gene l3mbtl2). Gene Ontology annotation, molecular function: chromatin binding; zinc ion binding. Gene Ontology annotation, cellular component: nucleus. Gene Ontology annotation, biological process: negative regulation of DNA-templated transcription. Bases 197 to 2905 code for a protein of 902 amino acids. Lineage: Eukaryota; Metazoa; Chordata; Actinopteri; Osmeriformes; Osmeridae. The transcript is spliced from 17 exons. The record is from RefSeq and is a predicted model, not a curated record.
GUAUGACCCCACUUUACAGCACCGUCUUCAAACGGUCACAAACUACAUCUCCCAUGAUUCCAUUCACAAGAAGUAAACACGAAGAAGCGGUGUCCCAAAGUGAGGCAUUGACAGCAACGCACAACACUGAAGAGGAAGCCAAGUGAACAUUUAUAGCACCACUCCUAUUGAACACAAACCAUUCAAAAGAGAGAAGAUGCCAUACCACUGUGUGGCCUACGGUUGCAGUAGGACAGCUGAGGAUGGGGUCACUCUUUACCGGUUCCCCAAGGACCCCGAAGAGGCCCGCAAAUGGGAGAAGCAGGUCCAGCGCACCCGUAGCAACUGGGUCGCCUCGCCCACCUCUCAUCUGUGCAGCGAACACUUUGGGAAGGAGUACUUUGAGCCCAAGCAACCCUUUCCCGUUCUGAAGGCUCUGGCAGCUAAAGGCUCACUAAAGCUGAAGCCAGGGGCAGUCCCUACUGUGUUCAUCCGACCCCCUUGCUCCACGUGUGAGGGUGGGGGCUGCAGCUCUUGUCUCCCCAGGUCCCAGAGGAAGGGCAUCCCUGUUAUUCCAAGGGAAUGUGACAUGCUUGAAGGGGCUCCAGUGUCUUUUGAAGAUGUAGAAGGAGAGGAGGAUGAUAAUGAAGAAGAGGAUGAGGAUGAAGAGGAGGAGAUGUAUGAGUCCGGUGGAGAAGUGGGUAACCCGGCUAGGGACGAUGAACCAGCGGUGUGUGAGAUGUGUGGCGUCAGCGGCAUUAGAGGCACCUUCUACUCCAGGACCAAGCGUUUCUGCAACGUCUCCUGCUCACGCUCCUACUCCUCCAACUCCAAGAAGACAUCCAUCCUGGCUCGGCUACAGGGAAAACCUCCUACUAAGAAGGCUACAGUGCUGAUAAAGACACCCUGGUCCACACCUGCAGGACCUCAGGACAUUGCCCCACCUGGACAGGAUGGUGAGACAUGCACACAUAUGUUGAAACACGCUCAUUCCCACGCUGCAGUGCCACACUCACACCCUCGUGGUCUAUGCCUUCCUCCUGCAGGUUUUGACUGGGGUUCAUACUUGGAGAAGAAAGGUUGCCUGGCUGCCUCUGUGUCCUGCUUCAGACAUGUGCCUCUGUGUGUUCAGUGGGAUGACAUUUCCGUGGGUUUGAAGGUGGAAGUUCUGAAUACCAAUGCGGUUCUGCCCAGCAAGGUCUACUGGAUUGCCACCAUCAUUCAGCUGGCAGGCUACAAGGCUCUGUUGAGGUAUGAGGGCUUUGAGGAGGACAGCAGGCAUGACUUCUGGUGCAGCCUGGGAUCUGGAGACAUGCAUCCCAUAGGCUGGUGUGCCAUGACGGGCAAGCUGCUGGUACCUCCGCAGGGGCUGCAGCAGAACAUUCCUGACUGGAAAGAGUAUUUGAUGAAGAGGCUGGUAGGAGCCAACACUCUGCCUGUGGAUUUCUACCUCAAGUUGGCAGAAAGUCUGAGGUACUCGUUCCGUGCGGGCAUGCGCGUGGAGGUGGUGGACCGCACCAUGGUGAGCCGGACGCGGCUGGCGGUGAUCGACUCUGUGUUGGGGGGCCGCCUGAGGCUGGUCUACGAAGACGGGGGGAAGGAGGACCCUGCAGAGCCCCUCUCCGAGUUCUGGUGCCACAUGUGGAGCCCUCUGCUGCACCCAGUGGGCUGGUCCUACAAAGUGGGUCACACCAUCAAGAGCACAGUCACAGAGGUUGGCAAUCCAGUGCUCCGUAAGGCCUACUAUGACAGCAGUCCCAUGCUCUUCAAGAAGCCCAGGUGUGUGUACAUGGACGGAGGUUUCUUCGAGGUAGGAAUGAAACUGGAGGCCAUCGACCCUCUGAACCUGGGCAACAUCUGUGUGGCCACCAUCCAGAAGGUCCUGUUGGAUGGGUUCCUCAUGGUUGGCAUAGAUGGGAACCUAUCGGGGGAUGGUUCAGAUUGGUUCUGCUACCACGCCUCCUCCCAUGCCAUAUUGCCCAUGGACUUCUGCCAGAAAAACAACAUCCCCCUCACGUUACCACCAGGAUAUGACCAGAGGACAUGGACAUGGGUCAACUAUCUGGAGAAGACUGGGGCCAGAGCUGCACCUAGACACCUGUUUAAUGUUGACUGCCAAGGCCAUGGCUUUUCUCCCAACAUGAAGAUGGAGGCGGUGGACCUGAUGGAGCCACGCCUGGUGUGCGUUGCCACGGUGAGGCGCUGCGUGGGCCGCCUGCUUCUCAUCCACUUCGACGGCUGGGAGGAGGAGUUUGACCAAUGGGUGGACUUCCAGUCACCUGACAUCUACCCUGUAGGAUGGUGUGAGAUUAUUAGCUAUGAGCUGCAGCCUCCUAUUGGACCAGAUCCUCUUGAAACUCAGCCACGUGCCAAAAGACACAAGUUUAUGGGAAAGAAGAAGAAGAAGAUGGUGAAGAAGAAACUAGCCAACCUGAUCUCGAAGAACCGCCCUCCAGCCCGUCCUGGCCAGCAGACAGAACCUGAGCACCCCCAGCCAGGGCCCCCCCUGGACCAGAGCAGCCCCCCUGCCACUGCCCUCCUCCAGCCCAAGACAGAGCCUGAGGGACAGGAGAUCAUCGCAGUGCAAGUCAAGGUGGAGGAACUGGAGAUGGAGACACCCAUCGCUCCUCCCCCCUCGCUGACUGUCAUCAAGCAAGAGCAAGAAGUGGAGGAGCAGAGAGGGGACGAGGAGUUAAGCGAGGGGCAGAAAGAGAAAUAUCAGAGAAAGGUGGAGAAGAAGAACGCGGCUGAACAGAGGAAGGAGAGCAUGGACGAGGAGAGUACAGAGGAUCCCCAGGACCAGGAGGCCCAACAGGACAUCCAGCAGGACAUCCAGCAGGAGAGACAGCAGGAGAGCCAGCAGGAGAGCCAGCAGGAGCGGGUCGAACAUCAGGAAGAUGCUGCUGAGGAACACAUGGAACAGUGACUCCAGAGAAGUUAGCACUGUGGACUGAUGAUAACGUGUUGAACAUUCGCAACCUGGACCAGGAUGCCAGGACUUCUGGAAGCUCUGUCGGUUAAACCUUGUCGGUGAUAAUGUAUAAUCAGUAGAAACAGUGACUUUAAUAUUUUUCUGUAAACAGAUGUACUCAGACUACCUCAAACUCAGCCAGUCAGUUUUAGGUGUGAGACAAACCGAGAUCUGGAGAACUCAAAAGCUCAGACACGUCUGAGACACUUCUACCAGGACAUGGUUGCUCCUUACGCAUGGAUUGUAAAUGACACUCCUUCACACAUUUUCAUGUUGUGUUAUGGUUUAUUUCUUGGUUUUACAUUCUAGGUUUAGUUUCCAUACUCUUACUGUUGUGUAUAUGUACAAUUGUGGAAUAAAAUAUGUAGCAGA